AUGGUUAAGGUCUGGAAUAUAACGCUGCGUUUGCUAGUAUUGCUGUUUUUAGCAGGUAACACAUUGCUGUUGAUUUUGAUGAUUAUAUCUGGUGCCACAGACCAUUACCCCGUAAACAGAUUCUAUUGGGUGCAAGGCAAUACGACAGGUAUACCCAAUGCUGGGGACGAAACUCGAUGGACAUUCUGGGGCGCCUGUCUACAGGAUAAAGACGGCUCGGAUACCUGCACAAGUGAUUUGGCACCUGCCUACCCGAUUUCACCAGUGGACAACUUCAAUACACACAUCAAUGUCCCCCAUCAGUUUAUUUCUAAAAGAGACGCGUUUUACUAUCUGACGAGAUUUUCAUUCUGUUUCUUUUGGAUUGCAUUGGCCUUUGUGGGAGUGUCGUUUAUUCUCUACAUUCUAACAUGGUGUUCGCAGAUGCUUUCGAAUAUGGUUCUUGUGCUUAUGUCUUUUGGAGUCGUCUUCAAUACGGCCGCUGUUGUCUUGCAGACGGCCGCCUCUGCUAUGGCGAAAAACGCUUUCCAUGACGAUGAUCGUAGUGCGCAAUUGGGUGCUUCUAUGAUGGGUAUGGCUUGGGCAAGUGUCUUUUUGAGUAUUGUGGAAUUUACCUUGUUGGUUUUCUGGUCUGUUAGAGCUAGACUGGCCUCUACUUACCCCAUGGACAAUUCAAGAUAUAGGACUUCCUCCAAAUGGAACCCCUUCCAUAGAGAAAAGGAGCAAGCCACCGACCCAAUUUUGGCUGGUACUACUCCCGAAGACAUGCAACAAAGCGCAAGCGUAGUGGGGCCUUCUUCCCAUACUAAUGCGGUCACUGCUACUACCGCUGCGGAAAAUCAACCUAAAGGUAUCAACUUCUUUACCAUAAGAAAAUCGCACGAGCGCCCGGACGAUGUUUCUGUCUAG
Saccharomyces mikatae IFO 1815 is the source of this 909-nucleotide messenger RNA. RefSeq names its product Sur7p (gene SUR7). The record is from RefSeq and is a predicted model, not a curated record. Gene Ontology annotation, cellular component: cell cortex; plasma membrane; membrane raft. The transcript has a single exon. Gene Ontology annotation, biological process: cortical actin cytoskeleton organization; endocytosis; fungal-type cell wall organization. Lineage: Eukaryota; Fungi; Ascomycota; Saccharomycetes; Saccharomycetales; Saccharomycetaceae. Bases 1 to 909 code for a protein of 302 amino acids.